Guyanagaster necrorhizus is the source of this 1293-nucleotide messenger RNA. RefSeq lists its product as uncharacterized. The transcript is spliced from 7 exons. NCBI's taxonomy places the organism in Eukaryota, Fungi, Basidiomycota, Agaricomycetes, Agaricales, Physalacriaceae. Gene Ontology annotation, molecular function: dipeptidase activity; para-aminobenzoyl-glutamate hydrolase activity. The record is from RefSeq and is a predicted model, not a curated record. Gene Ontology annotation, cellular component: cytoplasm. The coding region runs from base 1 to 1293 and encodes 430 amino acids. Gene Ontology annotation, biological process: folic acid catabolic process.
AUGGUAGCGCAACUUGUUCAGUCAUUUGCUGCUGGCGCUUGGGCUACAAUUUUUCUCAGCAUACAUGUCGCCACUCAGACGAACCUUUCGAUGUUCUCCGAAACGCUGCAGAUGAUUUCUACCAACGUCCGGCCACAUAUCGAGAAUAUUGGCCACUCCAUAUACGUGAAUCCAGAGACAGCACUUGAAGAGUAUUUUGCCACCAGUACAACCAUAGGCUACUUUGAUGACAAUCCUUUCAAUGUCACUAAGCAAGCAUAUGGCUUCGAAACGUUUCUGAAGCUCACAUUUGAAAAUCUUCCAGCUGGAUACGGAGGAAACGUCCCGACUCUCGCGUUUCUGCUGGAGUACGAUGCCCUUCCAGAGGUGAAGCACGCAUGCGGGCAUAAUCUCAUUGCUACUGUCGGGCUUACCGCAGCUACCAUGACCCGCGAGGCUUUGCUAUACUAUAAUAUCCCUGCACGAGUCGUCGUUCACGGCUGCUUCGAUGAGGAAGACACGGACGGCAAGCGCCUUCUGCUCAACGCCGGGGCAUUCGAUGACGAAUAUGCCAUCUUUAUGAUGGCCAACCCGACGGCUACCAGCGCCGUCCAACCUAUGCAAGCUCGGAUAGAUGUCAAGGUCGAACUCAGCGGCAGUACCCACUUUGAAGUAGUGGGAAAAACUUACCAGGUGCUAGCUACCAUUCAAGAUUUGGCAGAUAGCCCUCCUGGCCAUUCUUCGACGGCCUCUAGCAUCGAACAAAUCGGCAUGGGCCGCGAUGUCGCAUUUGCCACCCAGGCGUAUACCCUCAGUGAGAAUGAGAGCGGCGUAGUGAUCAUGUUCACAGGCCCUGGACGACACGCUUCGGAAGGAAACAAACUCGGAAUAACGGUCUCCGUCCGUCCUCGAUAUACUGUCGAGCUCGAGGAAGUCAGAUCUUAUAUCGACAACGCCAUAUGGGAGCUGUCCGACUCAGUUACAUAUGACAUCCCAUAUCCAGCGCUGGAAGUCCACGAAGAACUGGGGCAAUACUUCAUAGACCUGAUGGCAACGCCAGAAUUUAGCGAUAACUCUUGGGCGUUCUCCAGCAUCGCGCCAGCUGCAACUGACGCUUCACUCGUUCAAAACCCCACAAUCAAUGAGACUUCGUAUGAAUUGCUCAGCACCAGCCGUGUUAUCUUUCAUCCCAAUUACGGGAUUUGUGAUACGUCGACUGUUGCAAGCUGUCCCUUUAACCACGAACCCGAGUUCGAUGAUAUUGCCGACUUAGAUUAUGCGUAUAUGCAAGCUGAAAGGUGGCGAGGGCGUUAG